AAAAGAGAAUCUAGGACUUACCACCACCGCGGCCACCACCGCGUCCACCACGGUCACCACCACGGAAGUUGCCUCCCCCGCGACCACCGCCUCUUCCACCGCGCUCAAAGCCCAUUAUGACGGUUGGUUAUGUCUGUAAAUCGAAUAUAAGAUCGUCGUGGGUAUGUCUGUCGACGCCGAAUCAGAUGUGUUGCGCAAAGAGUUGUUGAGGACACAAUGGGUUGAUUUGCGCGGCUCUGUCGAGAUGCUCAAAGAGCUUGUUGGAGCUGGAUGCAAAAUUUCCUAACACCCCAGAAAAAAUGAGUGGAGCACCGAUCAACUUUUUGUCGCCUCGGUGGUGGAUUCUUCCGACAUUCUGAGUGGCUGGGCAUCUUGCUGUGAACCUGGUAGAGAUCCGUGCGGUAUUGUUAUCGUCUUAUCGGCUUGGUGGGGCUGCAAGUGGGAAAGUUUUCUGCACUUGCCAGCCGCCAAGAUUUUCUUCUGCCUCAGGCCAACACCGCUCCCGCACAAGCCAAUCGAACACCACCCACCGAGCCCUAAUCGCGAAAUUGAAUUUGGCUCCAAAAUUUGGUAACCGUCAUUCCUUGAACAUCACCAAAUUCGGCCGAUCUCGCCUCUAAUCGACAAGCAGUCAAGAUGGUUCGGUACGCUGCGACUGAGAUUUCCCCGGUGAAGUCCGCCCGCUCCCGUGGCUCUUACCUCCGUGUUUCUUUCAAGAACACCCGCGAGACUGCCCAGGCCAUCAACGGCUGGAAGCUCCAGCGCGCCCAGACCUUCCUCCAGAAUGUCAUUGACAAGAAGGAGGCCGUCCCUAUGAGACGCUACUGCGGCUCCAUCGGCCGUACUGCUCAAGGCAAGCAGUUCGGUGUCACCCGUGCCCGCUGGCCCGCCAAGUCCGCCGAGUUCCUCCUCGGUCUCCUCAAGAACGCCGAGUCCAACGCCGACUCCAAGGGUCUUGACACUGGCAACCUCGUUGUCAAGCACAUCCAGGUCAACCAGGCCCCCAAGCAGCGCCGCCGCACAUACCGCGCCCACGGUCGCAUCAACCCCUACAUGUCCAACCCCUGCCACAUCGAGCUUAUCCUCACCGAGGCUGAGGAGACCGUCGCCAAGUCCGAGGCCGUUGUCCGUGAGGAGCACCUUAACAGCAGACAGCGUGGCGUUCGCGUCCGCCAGGCCCUCACUGCCGCCUAAACGGUUGGCCGUGUGGUGAUGUUCGGGACGUCGGGGUAUCUUUUGACUGGGGCUUGAUUUUUCCGGAAACGGUGUACUGCAAGCAUGGCAUUCUUUCGGGUCAGGGCUACGAUUCCAGAGGAAAAAGGAGUCGGUCACGAAUACUCAAUAAAAACAAUUGAGAAACCAUGAACGCGGGAAACGGGGUUAUGAAAGGCGCAAACCGAAUUUUAUUUGCUUGACUCGACUCUCGGCCGAGGCUGCCUUGCCCGUUUGAUAGCUGAAGAUACCCAGCGUCUCAGUCAUCUUGCGUCUCUCAUCCGUGUGAAGCGACUAUGCAUGCCGUGGUGCUGUGGAGGGCAGUUUGGGGCUGUAGUGAUACCAUAGGGUGAUUCCUAACCAUUGAGCUUGUCGAACAUAUCUGGG
Podospora bellae-mahoneyi is the source of this 1599-nucleotide messenger RNA. RefSeq names its product 60S ribosomal protein L17B (gene RPL17B). NCBI's taxonomy places the organism in Eukaryota, Fungi, Ascomycota, Sordariomycetes, Sordariales, Podosporaceae. Gene Ontology annotation, biological process: cytoplasmic translation. The transcript is spliced from 4 exons. The record is from RefSeq and is a predicted model, not a curated record. Gene Ontology annotation, cellular component: cytosolic large ribosomal subunit; ribosome. Gene Ontology annotation, molecular function: structural constituent of ribosome. The coding region runs from base 637 to 1194 and encodes 185 amino acids.